UCCAAAAUUAUAAAUCAGGACCAUGUCAUCCGAAGAGACUUUGCCUAAAACUAAAUCAUCGACUGAUAAUGAAAUUAAAGAAGUAAAUGAAGAGGAGUGUUGCCUAGCUCCAAAUGUCCACUCCCAUCAUCCAUCAGCCCAUAAGCCCGAAUUAAAAAUCACGACUAGCAAUCAGGAAGCCCCCGAAGAUGCUAAAUCAAAGGAGAGACUAAGCAAGGCUGGUACCUCGGAUAAGCGUGACUCUAAGUCAUCCAAGGAUUCCAAAGAUGUAAAGAAUUGUGCGAAGGAAAUCAAAGAGCCUGUCAAGCAUGAUUCAAAAGAACCCGUCAAGGUUGAUGCCAAACAACCUACCAAAACGGAUACCAAGGAACCAGUCAAGAUUGCUGUAAAAGAACCUGCCAAAACUGAAGCUAAAGAACCUGCCUCUAAUGUCAAAGAAUCCGUUAAAAUAUCUGCAAAAGAACCUUCCACCAAAACUGAUGCCAAAGAUUCCCCCAAGGUCGCUAGUAAGGAACCGGCUAAGACUGAUAUCAAAGAGCCCGCUAAGGUUGCUGCCAAAGAACCUGCCAAGGCUGACAUCAAAGAACCCGUCAAGAUUAUUACUAAAGAGCCUGCAGCCAAGGUUUGUACAAAAGAGCCCACCGCAAAGAUUGCUACUAAAGAACCUCCGACCGGAACCGUUGACAGUAGUAGACCCAAAGCUCCGUCACCCAAAGAUGAAAGCAAGAUGCCAGCCUCGAAUGCUAAAAGACAAGAUGAUAAGAAGAAAAUGGAUAAGAAGCAGGAAUUAGAGACCAAGCUAGAUCAUAUUAACCAAGAAAUUGCUCAAAAGAAUACUUAUAGCGAUGUACCAGAUUUGGCUGCUAAGUUGGAAAAAUUUAAGCAAAAGUUUAUGAUAUAUGAUGUGGACAUGACAGGCCAUUUAAAUUUAAACAAUGUCAAAAUUAUGAUGGAAAAAUUGGGACAGGCCAAGACCCACUUAGAACUCAAAAAAAUGAUAGCCGAAGUGGACACCACCAAAUCUGGGGUAAUAACGUAUAUGGAUUUUAUCUCCAUGAUACUUGGCAAGCAAAGCUCUGUGUUGAAAAAGAUUUUGAUGUAUGAAGAUCUCGCCAAAGGGGCUGAUAAGCCUAAAGGCAAGGAUGUACCAAUCAAAAAGUCUUUGGAAGAUUUUGGAGUCCGAAAACCAUGA
This is a messenger RNA of Gordionus sp. m RMFG-2023, 1192 nucleotides long. Its product is annotated as proteoglycan 4-like. The record is from RefSeq and is a predicted model, not a curated record. Bases 23 to 1192 code for a protein of 389 amino acids. Gene Ontology annotation, molecular function: actin filament binding; calcium ion binding. Gene Ontology annotation, cellular component: actin filament; ruffle membrane. The transcript is spliced from 4 exons. Gene Ontology annotation, biological process: ruffle assembly; actin filament bundle assembly. Lineage: Eukaryota; Metazoa; Nematomorpha; Gordioida; Chordodea; Parachordodidae.